AGCAGCAGCAGCAGCAGCAUCUCGCAGGCCUCAAGCUUUUCUGUCGACAAGCGAGGCUGCGUCAAGAGCAAGGAGUGCACAAGUGAAGUUCCGCGACGAGCAGGGGGGCUGCUGGUGGAGGUGGUGGGGUUCUCGGACGGGGCGCACGUGGGGCAGAGCCGGGGCCCGUGGGGUGAAGGAGGGCGGCAGCCUCAUGGGGCGCUUUGACUCGCUCGUGCAGACAGUGGUGAUCCCUCGCGUGCGGACCAAGAACACUGCUGCUGGUGCUGCUGGUGCACCAGGAUCCGCCUUGGCGUCCACAUCAGCCGCAGUGCUACCCAGCCAACCAGGGUUGUCACCAGUGCAAUCAUCAUCAUCACCAUCACCAGCACUGCCCUCCCUGUCAUCUCUAUCCCCCUCUGCCCUUCCAUCGCCAUCUGCAUUAGCAUCCCCAUCGGGCAAGGUGAGUGUGGCGGACCGGAUGAAGUGGUACGUGGCGAGAGUCAAGUCGCCCAAGCAGCAGGGGCUCUACGGGGGCCUGGGGAAGCGAAUGUGCUUGUGAAGAAAUCAGAGUCCUGGGCUGAGGCCCGCAGUGAAGAAAAUGGUUCUGCUGCUGGUGUUGCUGGUGGCAGUGCUGCUGCUGCUGCUGCUGUUACGGGCCAACAGCAUGGGGCUGAAGACGAUGGCAAAGACCUGUUCUCUGCGCUCCAUGAUGCCUUGGUUGGUUGCUUUAACCUGAUGGAUGUAUUUGACAAGAUUGUUGUGAUUUAGUCCAAGCCUGUGCUGAUUGCGACUCU
Closterium sp. NIES-67 is the source of this 776-nucleotide messenger RNA. The record is from the annotation of a GenBank genome assembly. NCBI's taxonomy places the organism in Eukaryota, Viridiplantae, Streptophyta, Zygnematophyceae, Desmidiales, Closteriaceae.